Messenger RNA from Dentiscutata heterogama, 309 nucleotides. The record is from the annotation of a GenBank genome assembly. NCBI's taxonomy places the organism in Eukaryota, Fungi, Glomeromycota, Glomeromycetes, Diversisporales, Gigasporaceae.
AUGGCAAUAUAUUGGGAUAAUCUUACAAGAUCUAGUUAUCUCUAUUGCUCUUGGGUCUCACCUUCUACUAUAAGUGAUUUAUACAAGGGUGUUUCAAGAGCUAGAACUCCUGAUAUUGAAUCUGUGCUGAGUAAAAAUGAAACACCAGAUGAUCAAUCUGAUGAAAAUCGUGUAAAGCUAAAAAACUUGAAUAACUUCUUUAACCCUGCUUUGAUACUAAGUUAUUCCUGGUGGUUACCUUGGCAAACCCCACCACUUAUACUUAACUUUCUGAAUGUUGUUCAUCUUCAAAGACAAAAAACUUUGCAA